Molecule: messenger RNA, 534 nt
Organism: Brassica rapa (field mustard)
Lineage: Eukaryota; Viridiplantae; Streptophyta; Magnoliopsida; Brassicales; Brassicaceae
Product: ubiquitin-like protein 5
Biological process (GO): protein modification process
Molecular function (GO): protein binding
Source: RefSeq, a predicted model, not a curated record
GGUCAGAUAGAAUAAAAAUAAAAGUCUGCGUUGAUAUCGAGAAAUCGAGAGGCUAGGGUUUGUGAUUCCAAGAGCAAAAGAUGAUCGAGGUGGUGCUGAACGACCGUCUGGGGAAGAAAGUAAGGGUCAAGUGCAACGAAGAUGACACGAUCGGCGAUCUGAAGAAGCUCGUGGCGGCUCAGACCGGAACGCGAGCGGAGAAGAUUCGAAUCCAGAAGUGGUACAACAUCUACAAGGAUCAUAUCACUCUCAAGGACUACGAGAUCCACGACGGCAUGGGCCUCGAGCUCUACUACAAUUAAGGCGAACCGGAGGUGCUGAGCAAAGGAGAGCAAGUGAAUGUUGUUGAUUUGCACACCACCCCCAAUUAAAUAAAAAAACAAAAGUAUUGUCUGUAAAAUUGGCUAAUUGGUUUCUGAUUAUGUAUUAUGCUUUCGUAAACUAAAAUCAAAUGUGUGGUAAUAAGCUACUCUUUCAACUUUUGUCUACGGUACUUUAAGAAGUCUCUUGGUGUUUUCCCCAUCUUUCUGGAAA